GUACACACCUUGUCUCCGAUAAGAAACAGUUUUUGUAUUGUGUGCUAUUCUUUUCAAAUUAAAUUAAAUUCUUUCAUUGGCUUUUAUAAUUUCAACAACGCGCACAGCUAACUGCAUGUAAAAAAACAAUAGCCGUGCACAGGCAACGCACGCUUACGUCACCAUGAGCUACGAAGACGAAGACUACCCCGUCGACUCAUUCCCAAAAGAUUUUGGCUAUGGCGCCUACGAUCAGGAUGGUUUGGAACUGGAGCCAAAUGCAUCGAGCAAUAGCGAAACAAAACCGCGCAUUUUAUUGAUGGGUCUGCGACGGUCAGGCAAGAGCUCCAUACAGAAAGUCGUCUUCCAUAAGAUGUCACCGAAUGAGACGCUGUUCCUCGAAUCGACGAGCAAAAUUGUUAAGGAUGACAUCAACAAUUCCAGUUUUGUACAGUUUCAAAUUUGGGAUUUCCCAGGACAAAUUGAUUUCAUUGAGCCCACAUUCGAUUCGGAUAUGAUAUUCGGUGGCUGUGGCGCGCUCGUCUUCGUCAUUGAUGCCAAGGACGACUACAAUGAAGCGCUGACCAAGUUCAAGAAUACGGUCAUCAAGGCAUAUAAAGUAAAUCCACGCAUUAAAUUCGAGGUCUUCAUACACAAGGUUGAUGGCAUCAGCGAUGAUUCUAAAAUGGAAUCGCAACGUGAUAUACACCAGCGCUCAUCGGAUGACCUCAGCGAGGCGGGCCUCGAUCAGAUACAUCUAAGUUUUCACCUGACUUCGAUAUAUGAUCACUCAAUAUUCGAGGCAUUCUCAAAAGUUGUGCAGAAACUGAUACCACAGCUGCCGACGCUUGAGAAUCUGUUAAACAUUUUCAUACCAAACUCUGGCAUUGAGAAAGCAUUUCUCUUUGAUGUCGUAUCGAAAAUCUAUAUAGCAACGGAUUCAUCACCAGUUGACAUGCAAGCCUACGAACUAUGCUGUGACAUGAUUGAUAUGGUCAUCGAUCUCUCCAGCAUCUAUAGCUCCGAGGAAACUGCAUUUGACAGUGGCAGUUCUAGUCUGAUUAAACUGAACAACAAUACGAUACUCUAUAUGCGAGAGGUGAACAAGUUUUUGGCUCUGGUCUGCAUACUACGCGAAGAGAAUUUCAAUCGGCAGGGCGUCAUUGAUUAUAAUUUUAUUUGCUUUCGCGAUGCCAUCAGCGAGGUGUUUGAACUGCGUCUGAAGCGCCAGAAGCAGCUGGAGAAUGCCGAGCAGGAUGAAGAUGAGUUGGGCGAGGAUCAGGGCAUUACAAUUGGCCGCUUGAAUCAUGAGAACGAUACGGCUGUGGUGUCGAGAGCUGCAAAAAUGACAUGAGCAUUAUUCCGGUGACCUUAAGUUCUGUGUGCUGAGCUAUCGCUUAAUUUCUUCCCAUAUACUUACACUUGUACACACGAGCAACAACAAUACUGAUAACAACACUAAUUUGUCACUUAUACAUUUUUUUUAUUUUAUCCAAUUUUUAUGUUUCUUCUAUAUAACUAUCUUUGUUCUAUAUUGUUAAUUGAUUUGUUUGGCCUCUUCGCUGCUCAUUUCAACGCCAGAAAACAACUUCCCAGCGUUUAAAAUAACUACAACAAUAAUAUGUAUAUUUUUAAAUAAAAUUAUAUUAAAUUGAACAUUUACGGUGUGAUAUUUAUACAU
Messenger RNA from Drosophila grimshawi, 1660 nucleotides. It is a transcript of the gene RagC-D, whose product is annotated as ras-related GTP-binding protein C. Gene Ontology annotation, biological process: cellular response to starvation; cellular response to amino acid stimulus; regulation of autophagy. The transcript is spliced from 5 exons. Gene Ontology annotation, cellular component: nucleus; Gtr1-Gtr2 GTPase complex; lysosome. The record is from RefSeq and is a predicted model, not a curated record. Bases 164 to 1333 code for a protein of 389 amino acids. NCBI's taxonomy places the organism in Eukaryota, Metazoa, Arthropoda, Insecta, Diptera, Drosophilidae. Gene Ontology annotation, molecular function: GTP binding; GTPase activity.